AUGUCAGACUCCAACCACCCAACUCGAUUUUCCAAAAGAUCUCGGGCCAGUGAGCCGGUUCAGAGCAAAAUGACACGCAUGGAUCAAGAGAGAAUCAAGCGGCGCCGCUUUUCUCGGCCUCAUAACGGUGACGAAAGAGGUCGACAAUUGGCUACACCUGAAGUUGCGCAAGAAUCGAUCGACUAUCAUGAUGGUGCCCCAUCACUUGGAGAUGCCAGCUUUAUUCACACUGGGGAAUCACGACAUGUGCCUUGGUCAUCGGUGCAUCAUGUUGCUGGACAGUAUAGCGAUUUGGAUCCCGUUUUUACGCCGGAUGAAGAAUAUCUACUCCUCGGCCUUGAGACUUCGGUUCACGUCUAUUCCAUGGCUACCUCACGCCUUUUUCGCACAUUGGACUUGGAAUCUGGCCAAAAUGUUAUCGGAUAUAGGCUCUGUCCAUUAAAUCCAGAGCACCUUUACAUCUUCACAUCCACUGGCUCUGUUAGUAAAUGGGAAUGGCUUUCUGGAGGAAAGAUGUGGUCAUGGGAUGCGUGUGGCAAAACCACCUCCAUCGACAUUUCUUUUCAUGAAUCUGAAACCGAUGAAUACGUUGCCGUUUAUUCUCUACGAGAAAGGAAGGAUGGAAAAAGGGAAAUAACAAUCGCUCAAUUGGGCAGGAAUAAACCGAGUGAAAAUGUUAUUCUCGAGACGAAUUUGCGAGUCAGCGACCUCAAGGUAGCCCGACAAGGUCGAACUGUUGUUUUGUAUGGUGGACAGCAUUUUUUGGUUGGCACUUCGAAUUUCAAUAUGUUGAAUGAUUUGAAAUCAAUGCAGUAUGUCUGGAGAGAGGCAACGCUGCCCGUUAGCAUCACCUGUGUCGACAUUCGGGGAAGUGCAACUCCAGCUCGCGUCGGGGCUCAGGGUUCCAAGGAUAAAAAAAGUCCAGAUCACUUAGAUCUUGUGUUGGGAGAGUCUAAUGGCUCUAUUCUGAUCUAUAGUGAUGUGUUGAAUUUCUUCACAGCCAAUGAGGAUAGCCGUGAAGGCGGGAAAAGCCCAGCCCCUAGGCGGCUGCACUGGCAUAGAGGUUCCGUUAACACGGUUCGUUGGUCAAAGGAUGGUAAUUAUGUUAUAUCAGGAGGCCAUGAAUCAGUCAUGGUUCUAUGGCAGCUGGACACGGGUAGAAAGCAGUAUCUCCCACAUCUAUCUUCUCCAAUUUGCAACAUAAUCGUUUCUCCAACCGGAAACUCAUACGUUGUAAAGCUAGCCGAUAACUGCAUUAUGGCACUGUUGGCGAGAGAACUGCAACCAUUUGCGACUAUCAUAGGUUUGCAGCUGUGUCCAAAGAUGACUCAAACAUUGGAUAAGUCCUCGUCAACCUCAUGCCAGUUUUCUAGCUCCACACCAGCUAUUUUACAUCCGCGGCAACCUGAUCAGCUUUUAAUAGCUGUUCCAGCUUCUCGCCAAGUCUCCCAGGAAGGCCACCAUUUGCCAAAUUCUUCUGUCCUUCAGACAUAUGAUAUCCGGACUAAUAGCCACAUUGCCCGCCAAGCUCUUGCGCGGACCAAUGCCACGACCUUGAGAGUUAGCCCAGAGGGAUCAGAAAUAAUUGCACCAGAUAUCAAACACAUCGAUGUAGCCCACGACGGCAAAUGGAUGGCGACAAUCGAUACAUGGAGCCCUUACCCUCAAGAUGUGAGAUCUCUUGAUCUCAGCAAUACUGGCACCGAUUACCAGGAGACCUUCUUGAAGUUCUGGAAGUGGAACGACUUUUCCAGCUUGUGGGAGUUGGUUACGCGCAUCGAUGGUCCUCAUUUCUCUGAUAAAGGCCAUGCACUGGUACUCGGCCUUGCAUCGCGACCACAAAGUUAUGAAUUUGUAACUGUUGGUUCUGAUGCCCUACUGCGUUUCUGGUGUCCAAGCACCAGACAACGUAGCGGGUUGAAAACAGGCCCUGAUGCACAGCAGCAGCUCGAGACAUGGAAGUGUCGAAGCUUUAUUGAUUUGAAGGGAAGCUUUGGUAAUAACAAGGCCAGAAAUCUUCCUACAGCUUGUCCAGCCUUCUCAGAUGAUGGCUCCGUGCUUGCUGUUUGUUUGCCAUCUCAAUCUGCUUCAAACCCUGGCCUUGUUAUUCUAAUUGAUGCUCAAAACUGUAAGGUUCAUUACAGUAGAGUUGGGGCAUUCUGGGGCAAUCCAUGCGCAACGAGCUUUAUAGGGCGCCAUCUUAUCAUUGCUUCAAAACAUGCUGUUUCUAUCUGGGAUACAGUCAAUGACAUCGUGAGAACCACUGGGACUCCAGGGCUUGGUGGUUUGUCUUCAAAUGAAGAAUCACUAUUAUUAGCCGUGAAUUCCAAGACCCAGACAUUUGCUGUUGCAACACAACAUUUACUAAACCAUACUGGUCACACAUCCAAAAAAUCACGCAAUACCCAGUUCUCCAUUCGGAUUUAUAAUGUGCAGUCUCUGAUACUACACUCUCAAUUCAUGCUUGAUAGGUGCCCCCUUGCAUUACUUUCAAAUUCAUACUCGAGCGAUUAUGUCGUCAUUGAUACCGCAGCCAACGUGAAACGAUUCGGUUGUUUCAACAAGGCACCCGAACUCACAUCCCAGUCUUUUGAUUUGACUAAUCAUCUCAAUCCAGGGCUGAUGGAUUUAUUCGGGGGUCAACUGGGCAGCACCAAAUCUCAGUAUUCGGGGCUUUCGACUGCAGCCAAUGGCGAGCAAUCUGCGCAAACUAAGGGCUUAGCUAGUGUUUUUGGGGACGUUCCUUCCUUUGUCUUGCCCCCUGCCAGCGUUCUUUUCAGGGCCGUUGUUCAGUCUCUUGGCUAA
Molecule: messenger RNA, 2805 nt
Organism: Aspergillus wentii DTO 134E9
Lineage: Eukaryota; Fungi; Ascomycota; Eurotiomycetes; Eurotiales; Aspergillaceae
Product: WD repeat protein
Exons: 3
Coding region: 1-2805 (934 amino acids)
Biological process (GO): positive regulation of rRNA processing; positive regulation of transcription by RNA polymerase I
Cellular component (GO): nucleolus
Molecular function (GO): RNA binding; protein binding
Source: RefSeq, a predicted model, not a curated record